AGCUAAGAAGCGCCAUCUUUAUCAUAUUAUACGUUACAUUUAUUUAAUCGAAAACGAAAAUAGGACUCAAUCAUGAAUGAUAAUCAAAAAUAUAAAAUUAGAAAGAACUUGGUUCAUUUAACCAAGAAUUUGAAGGUUGAUGCAUUGUUUAUGGGAAAGCUUAUUCAGACAGAUAUUUUUUCAGAAGAUUAUGAGGAAAAAUUAAAUAUAGUAUGUAUAGAAUUUUUGGGGUCCAAUUACUCGGAUUAUGAGAAGAACUUCAGAGUUUGGAUGGAUAUUCAAACAUCUGGAGAACAAGCCUGGAAAGUACUUUUCAUAGCUUUAUUUGAAACUCAACAGGGGGCUAUUGCGGACUAUUUAGAUAGAAAAUUUGCAAAAGAAAUUUUUUCUGAAAUUUUUGAAAAUGAAACAUACCCUUUUGAUGAAGAGAAGAAUACUGACAGUGUUUUCGAUGAUAUGAUACGAGACCAUGUUCUUGAAAAGAAACCGUUUGAGGACAUACAGAUUGAUUCAACGUUUGAAGUUUGUGAAGAUGUCAAUUCAGAGAGAGCAUACUAUUUGAAAAAUGGACCAGGUCUCAUUAUAGAUUGCGUUAAAGAUUCAUAUGAUGGAAGCAUGUUAGACGACGUUUUAACUGCUCUCGGCUGUCAAGUAACAGUAUGCCAGAGCGAAAAUGAAAUAAUCGGAAAAUUAAGUAUUCUUUGUCAGAUAUGGAAAUAUUCGUCAGCGGCAGUUAUUGUUGUUCACGCUAAGGAAACAGAAGAUGGAUUCUCAAUUUCACCCAAUGAUACAACUAUGAGUUUUCGAGAAUUUUAUGAUAAAUUUUCAGAAAAUCAUAUCGUUAAUAUUCCAAAGAUUUUUAUCUUUCUGCUCUAUCCGAAUGUAAAAGUUCAAAAACAAUACGAAGAUAACCAAGUGUGCCUCUUUACAAAAGUACUUAUUUCUGGAUUAAUGGCAUAUUGCUACGAAAAACCAAUACAUCCAGAUAUAAUUGAAAAAGUCAAUGCUACUAUGAUGAAACUGAAAAAUGAAUAUGAUAAUACUCCUUCAAGUGUCAAAACAAAAAAGAAAGUUGACAACAUCAUGGAAAAAGAACAUAGAGACAAGAUAAGAAAGAAUAUGGUUCGCUUAAAUAGAGAUUUGUCUACUGAUGGAUUGUUUCUUGACUGUUUUCUAGCAGAAAACAUUUUCAGUUUGGAAAUGUUAGAGAUCAUUCAGAAAAAAUCCACCUCAUAUGAAAAAAAUUCAGCAUUUUGGAUGCAGCUUCAAAAGUCAGGAUCCAGAGCCUGGAACGCACUUUUUAGAGCUUUAAUCGAUUCAAAUCAGUCUGAUUUGGCUGAGAUGCUAGAUCCAGUAUUGGCACGACAAGCACACAAAGCCCUCAGACCUGGGGAACCUUACCCAUACGGUGAACUAAGGAAUCAUGAUACUGAAUUUAUGAACGCAGUUAAAAAACUCGUGUAUGAAAAAACAAUACCAUCAUCAAUUAAUAUUGAUCAGAUUGAUAGAAGUUCUAAAAUUCAUGAAGAUAUUGACUUGGAUAAGGCAUAUCAUUUGAAAAAUGGAUCAGGUCUCAUUAUAGAUUGCGUUAAAGAUUCACAUGAUGGAAGCAUGUUAGACGACGUUUUAACUGCUCUCGGCUGUCAAGUAACAGUAUGCCAGAGCGAAAAUGAAAUAAUCGGAAAAUUAAGUAAGCUUCGUCAGAUAUGGAAAUAUUCGUCAGCGGCAGUUAUUGUUGUUCACGCUAAGGAAACAGAAGAUGGAUUCUCAAUUCCACCCAAUGAUACAACUAUGAGUUUUCGAGAAUUUUAUGAUAAAUUUUCAGAAAAUCAUAUCGUUAAUAUUCCAAAGAUUUUUAUCUUUCUGCUCUAUCCGAAUGUAAAAGAGAGAACUGUCCGAGGAAUCACAAAAGGAGUCCAUACUGUAUCUUUAAGUGAAACUCAGCUUGCAAGAAAAAAAAAUUUAAUCGAGAUUCCUAAAAAUUCCAUGUUAAUUUAUCAUAAAGUUAAUUUUCCCAAAAAGUGGUCGAGCGGCGAUGGAAGUAUCUUUGCGAGAAUACUAUGUGCAGGGUUGAUGUCAUAUUUCAACGUAAAACCAUUAAAGUAUAUCAUUGAGAAAGUUAAGAAUGCUGUAAAGGAAGCAACUAAGACAUUUAGUGAUUCAGUUGAAGAGGCUGAUGGAAAUGUUGAAGAAGAUAUAUGUCUGACUAAAACAAACCUUCUAAAAGAUUUUUAUGUUUAUGGUGAUAAAGAUAACUUUGCAUAA
Molecule: messenger RNA, 2265 nt
Organism: Dimorphilus gyrociliatus
Lineage: Eukaryota; Metazoa; Annelida; Polychaeta; Dinophilidae
Source: the annotation of a GenBank genome assembly